Messenger RNA from Cynara cardunculus var. scolymus (artichoke), 1872 nucleotides. RefSeq names its product laccase-11-like. The coding region runs from base 1 to 1707 and encodes 568 amino acids. Gene Ontology annotation, cellular component: apoplast. Lineage: Eukaryota; Viridiplantae; Streptophyta; Magnoliopsida; Asterales; Asteraceae. The record is from RefSeq and is a predicted model, not a curated record. Gene Ontology annotation, biological process: lignin catabolic process. The transcript has 5 exons. Gene Ontology annotation, molecular function: hydroquinone:oxygen oxidoreductase activity; copper ion binding.
AUGGCGUCUCAUGGCGGUUCCAGCUUCCUUUCCGGCCAAACUGGCCGCCUGCUACUUUUUGCUUUCGGCUUUGUGUUGUUAGUUUCUCUUCAGGCGGAAGCUGCCACCAAGAAGUAUCAGUUUGAUGUACAAGUGAAUAAUGUGAGCAGAUUGUGCCAUGCGAAACCCAUUGUAACCAUAAACGGAAGGUUUCCAGGGCCUACUAUCUACGCUAGAGAAGGCGAUAGAGUUGUCAUCAAUGUUUCAAAUCAUGCUCAAUAUAACAUGUCCAUUCACUGGCAUGGGUUGAAACAAUAUGCUAACGGAUGGGCAGAUGGACCGGCAUAUAUAACACAAUGUCCCAUUCAAACGGGAAAUAGUUACGUUUAUGACUUCAACGUUACGGGACAAAGAGGGACUUUGUGGUGGCAUGCUCAUAUUUUUUGGCUGCGAGCUACCGUCUAUGGUGCCAUUGUCAUUUUGCCCAAACAAGGAACUCCAUAUCCAUUUCCACAACCCGAUAACGAACAAGUCUUGGUGUUUGGAGAAUGGUGGCAUGGUGAUGUUGAGGAGAUUGUGAAGAAGGGGAAUGCAAUGGGAUUGCCUCCAAACAUGUCGGAUGCCCACACCAUCAAUGGCAAACCUGGUCCCCUCUUUCCCUGUUCGGAAAAACAUACCUUUGCCAUGGAAGUUGAGCAAGGGAAGAAAUACCUUUUGAGGAUCGCAAACGCKGCCCUCAACGACGAACUCUUCUUUGCAGUGGCAGGCCACAACAUGACGGUGGUCGAAAUCGACGCCGUUUAUACCAAACCCUUYACCACYUCCGCCAUACUAAUCKCCCCUGGYCAAACCACCAACGUUUUAGUUUAUGCCAACCGUGCUCCAGGACGCUAUUUCAUGGCGGUCCGACCCUUCCAGGACGUUCCAAUUCCGGUCGACAACAAAACCGCCACCGCCAUUUUCCAGUACAAAGGCAUUCCUGAAACCGUUCUCCCAUCACUCCCUCAGUUGCCAUCACCAAACGACACCGCAUUUGCUUUGAGCUAUAACAAGAAGCUCCGGAGCCUCAACACUCGGAACUUCCCGGCAAAUGUUCCGUUGAAGGUCGACCGGAAACUUCUUUUCACCGUCGGCUUAGGAAAGAGCGUGUGCCCGACCUGCAUCAACGGAACCCGGCUUUCGGCUUCGCUGAACAACAUUACAUUUGUGAUGCCGCAAACCGGGCUUCUCCAAGCUCACUACUGGAACAAGAAAGGGGUGUUUAGCGCCGAUUUCCCCGAUAAGCCACCAAAAGCCUUCAACUACACGGGUGCACCCUUGACKGCGAACCUUUUCACUUCUMAUGGAACCAGACUGAGCAAAAUCUCCUUCAAUUCAACAGUUGAACUUGUGAUCCAAGACACCAAUUUACUGAGCGUUGAAUCCCAUCCGUUUCACCUUCAUGGAUACAAUUUCUUUGUUGUGGGAACAGGCAUUGGGAACUUUGAUCCGGCUAAGGAUCCAGCCAAGUAUAACUUGGUGGAUCCACCAGAAAGAAACACCGUGGGUGUUCCUACGGGUGGUUGGUCUGCCAUUCGCUUCAGAGCCGACAAUCCAGGUGUUUGGUUUUUUCACUGUCAUCUGGAGCUGCAUACUGGUUGGGGAUUGAAGACGGCGUUUGUGGUAGAAGAUGGGCCGGGAAAAGACCAGGCCGUCCGUCCUCCGCCCAAGGAUCUUCCGCCAUGCUAACUACACAUUAUCAUUUGUCUUGUAAUAAAUGAAAUGUAUAUUUGCAUGCAAGUGCUCAAGCAUUUCUAAUUGAAAAUGCUUCAUUUUUUCGUUCUUUUUCCCAAGUCUCUUGUAAUCCAUGGAUGUUCAACAAUGUGGCAUCUUGAAUUGAAGUAAAUAAAAUAU